Messenger RNA from Melampsora larici-populina 98AG31, 2752 nucleotides. RefSeq lists its product as uncharacterized. Bases 413 to 2419 code for a protein of 668 amino acids. Gene Ontology annotation, molecular function: protein binding. The record is from RefSeq and is a predicted model, not a curated record. NCBI's taxonomy places the organism in Eukaryota, Fungi, Basidiomycota, Pucciniomycetes, Pucciniales, Melampsoraceae. The transcript has 4 exons.
UGCCUUCAAGUGCUUGGUUUGGUACUUUGCUCUCAAGUUUCUUUGAUCGAACUUCAAAAUCAAGUAAACCAACCUCAUCAAUCUCAAGAAAUCGAUCUCAUCAAUUGUCAAAUCAAAUCAAAUCAAAUCAAAUCAAAUCAAAUCAAAUCAAAUCAAAUCAAAUCAAAUCAAAUCAGACGGUUCAUACUAAAUUUACAAAUUGUACUAGAUUAAGUACAUAGUCAGAUUACUAACCAUCUUACUUAUCAUUUCUCUUCAUCAACUUGAUCUUUUAUUUUUACUUUUACUUUUCUUUCUUUCUUUCUCUUUUGUUCUCUUUCAAAAAAACGGUCACUUGUUCGUUUAAAUCCUCAGUCAACUUCACAUCAACUGACUGAACUUUCAGUUAACUGAUCAUCAUCAUCUAUCCCAAAUGCUUCAUUCAAACUCAACACCUUCUUCACCAUCUUCAUUACCUUCUCCUUCUUCUUCUUCUUCUUCUUCUUCAUCAUCCUACAAGAAAUUCAAUCAUCUAACUACUACUGCUACUACUACCACCACAUCUCAUCCAUUCUUAUUCGAUCUGAAUCAUAAUUAUCCUUCUUCAAUCACUCAUCCUACAAGUCCUCAUUCUGAAUUCAAUUCCACUUCAUCAUCUCCAUCUCUCAACUUAUCAAAACGAAUUCGACUCGAUCUAGAUUCAAGUCAUUCUUCCUCUUCCAUCCCUCGUCACUCCCCAAUCGAUUUAACUCCAGCUUCAACUCCUAUCUCUUCUCCUUCUAAUCUCAUCUCCAAAUCUCAAUCCUUCUCACCUUCAUCCUCUUCUGCUCGUAUGAUCAAACCGUUAUCUCAAUCUGAUAUCAUCAACAAUCCACUUUGUUCUCCGACUUCAAAACUCAUUCGAAAACCCAGCUCUCGUCUUUUGAAUUCGCCAUCUCAACGUCCUACUCAAUCUGAUCACCCACAUGGAACAGAUGCGAACGAAAACGACGACCGAUCAGCUCAUUCCCUCCACUCAAACCAAUCAGAGCCUUCUGUUACCAACCCAGCCAAGAAGCCUCGUGUUCGGAAAUCCCCUUCAGCUCCUUUGAGAAUUGCUAUUCAACCUGGGCACUGUUUGGUAUUUGGACGCAAGCCUGAUAUCAUUAAUGUGCCUAGCGAAGUCAAUACUAAAAACACUCCUGUUAUCCCUAUCAAACUCCCCGGUACCUUCACCCAUGCCUCUCGUACUCACUGCUGGUGCACACUUAUUGCGCCACCAUUAGGUGGAUUGAAUAUGAGGAUUGUAGUCAAAGGUCAAAAUGGUUUGAUGGUGGAUGGUCAAAGGUUCUUUCAAGGCGCGAGUGCUGGGGUUGAAGUCCCGAGUUGCGAAGGAGAACAGAUUGAAUUAGGUUUUUGGGGUGGCAAACGAGUUGAGUGUUAUGUGAAAUUAGAAGAUAGACCACCUCAACGCGGCCGUCCAAGGAAUGGUGCUGCUCGUCUGGGUCUCAUUGGCUCAGACAAACUAGAUAACACUCGUACUACCAAACGAAAGGGUCGACCCAGUCAAUCUACCGCUAUCACCACUGGACUCGAGUAUCCUGCAUCUCAUUCACGUACCCCUUCUGGCAUCAUUUUAACACCUCGUAGUGCAACCUCUGAACUCGCACCUUCAUCUCACAUCAAACCUCCUCCUUCAAAGCGUCAAUGCCUCUCUGCCGGUCCCGAUGUCUCACCCUACGAUCCUGCUAUUCUUGCCUUACCUGUCGCAGAUCGCGUCAAUGCUCUCAUUCCAUCCCUUGGUCUCGAUCUAGUUGGUCUCAUUGCUUCUGCAAUCGUCUUUGCUCCACGGGCCACUGUUAGUACCACUGAAGUCAUCAGAGGAGUCCUCGAAACUCAACCCAGUCUUGCCGAAGCUGUACUAUCAGUCUUAGCCACAUCUUCUGCUCGAUCCUCUCCACGUCCGUCUGAUACUCAAGAGAAUCCUUCACGUCAUAGAAGUACAUCGGCUAUACCUCAAUCAAAGCUUAUCCGAAAGGAAACUCAAGAUGUGCUUACUUCCGAUUUAUCAGAGCCACCUUCUCAACCAGCAAAAGAAACCAAAUCACUCUCUCGCCCAAACUCUCCUUCCGUCUCUGAUGCAAUCCAUAAUGAAGAUCAACCUGGUGAUGAGAGAAUAGAACGUGUGGUCAAUGCUUGUAGGCCUAUCAUACUAGAUACCCUUCAAGCAGGCUGGAGCGCUGAUGGGACUGGUAUGUUUGGUUGUGUGACCAAUGAAGGAUUGAAGGAUGCAUCUGGUGUAGCCUUGGAAGCAUUAUGGUAUUAUCAACCUCAGAGAGAUUAUGAUGUUGAAAGACGUGCCAAUUUACAACCUUAUGUAAGACAUGUUCGUCAUACACAAACAACAUCCAAACAGUACUUUUUCAAAAAAGUUCGUGGAUCUGGUCGUAGAAGAAGUUGAUUAUUUUAAUUUCACCCAACUUGUAUUCAAAACAAAAGUGUUAAUGAAGAUGAAUUUAAAACCAGAUUGAGUUAAGGUUUUCAUUGAAUUGACAAGUACCAAAGAAAAAAAAUGAGGUAUUAUUCUUAUUGGAUGGAAUCAAGAAGAAAAAGAAAAAUGUGAAUUAUAAACGGUUUUUGUUUUCUCUGUGACAUGUGGGCUUUUUGGGUGGAUUUUAAUUUGGGUAAAGUAGCUUGAUCUCUUGUGAUUCUGUUGAUUUGUUAUAUAUAUAUAUAUAUAAAUUGUGUUUUGGUUUGAUUGAUUAUAAUAUAACAAAAAAAAUCAAUUUUUUAU